UCUACUGAAUUACAGAGAAGUAGCUACAGCCCCAAGGAGAGGUGCUACUGCUGCUUGUGCACAGCACGGCCUGGGAGGGUUUAUCAGCCACAUACUGUCAUUAUUCACGGUGCAGUUUGCCUUGCCAUGGCUGAGCAUGGCAGCUCAUAACCACAAAGGCCAGAGAAGUUAAAGGGUUUUGUUGUGACCUCUGUCUCUGGCACUGGAUUGGGGAAGCAAACACGCUCAGCUGGAUGUACUAGCGUUGCAUCUGAGAGCUGACGCAGGAGAUGUAGGAUUUCUGAGUCUGUGGGCAAGGAAUCCUUUUACAGGGCCCAGUUACAAUGAGAACUGAUAGCAGGUUUAUCUUCUAUGAGGACGUGUAUCUUUUGCUGAGUAUUCUUACCAACAGGAGUAUUGAUUGUCCCUUCAUGCUAGUUUCCCUCCAUGCAUCUUGUCUUAGACACAAUUCCAGGCCCCCAUUUGGAAUGAGUCAAUUUAAGGAAUAUACCUUGUCUGUGCCUCCUUUUAACAAGUAGCAGUUGGAGUUGGCCAGGCCAUUUGGAUUUUACACACUUCCAGCAAAGGGGUCAUCUGUCUAGAUGAGCUGUGAAUUUCAAACUCUCCCGAUCCAAUCAGCUAGUGGUAUCUUUUGAGUCAAGCCUCCGUCAGUCUAUGCUCAGUGCAGGAAUUGGGCUGCUGGACCAGGCCAUUGUUUCCUGCCUCAAACGUGGCCACACCCGGAUGCUUCAGAGCAAGGUGAAGCUCCUUCCAUCCCAACUGCGCUGAGCCGUGCAGUGCACUGGGGCUGAGUGGAAAAGAUGUUCCUGUCCGGCUCCCCGCUCUGGAUAUUAUUAAGCUACAUGCUGCUUUCUCACUGGAGUCUGGUUUGUUCUUUAAGACUCAAUCAUUUCAUUUUCUGUCUUGUUCAGGAGUCCGUCUUGGUCACCUCUACUUCCACCAUCACACCUCCUGCAAGUACUAGCACAAAUGUUCAAUCAGGUCUUUCUGCUACGGUAAAUCCCUUGGUGUUAGGACUAGCAGCAGGGAUACCCAGCAUUGUGGCCCUGGUCCUCGGAAUCAUACUGGCUGUGACUUGCAUUCGACAAAGGACACGCUGCAGCUGUAAUAAGGCCAAGCAGAAUCAAGAGGUGCCUGAAGAAUGCAAAUAUGAACAGACCAUUCCAAGGCUUCCGAAAGUCUCCUGUGUGUCCAUGAUGAAGGAGCCAACAAAUGCUUAUGAAAACGAGGAUCAAAAACCACCCCGCAGGCUACCAGCGCCCAUCCCCAGAAAAUCCAACUGGGCGAGGAAUAUAAAGCAGGACGCUGGUCGUACAGGACGGAAAUCCUCGCAAGUAAGUCUGGAGGCAGUCUACGAAACUUGCGUACCUUCCCCCAUAAUCGAGAAGAGGGAAAAGCGUAUGGGUUGGAACUGAAAUCAACUGGCCAUAUGCUCUGCUUGGACGCACCCACCAACGCAGCUCCACUGCUGUUUAAAAGAGGGUAAUUGGGCCUUUUGUGUUUGUGAAUAUUUGGACUGACACAGAACAAAGAGAAAGCAGAUGAAGGAGGACUAUGUCUGGAUUGAUGCUUUCAGGACGCCGAAGCAAAGUGCCCCCAGCCAUCCACAAGCGAUAACUUUGCUUAUCUGUCAAAUUUUAAUGGCAUUUGAGUUGAUUCACUCUAAUCAAGAGCAGCUUACCCUUUGUAGUGACACUGUGGAUAGAAAAGCUCUGCCACAUGCACUAUAUUCUAUUCUUCCCCGUUUCUCCAAAGGAUCUGGUAAAUACGCUAAUAGUCUUAGCCCGUGUGCUAUAAAAUCAUCUCUCAUGUGACAUGUUGUUUAUUGCUUAGAGCAGGAACAGUGUCAGGACGAAUGAACUAAUCCUCGGUCUCAGCAACCCAGCCCUUUCCAAUUAAGACCUCGCUUGUCCCCACUCUCCCCCACUCCCUCAGAGUUUGUAAGGCUUACGGAGUUUCAGGGAUUCCUCUCACAAAUUCUUUCCAGACUCUCCUAAAUGAAUGCAAUAAAUGUUUACACAAGCACAUUGCAUAAAGUCCUCAGUACAAAUCAAUGCAUAACUCGUCCCCCUUCUGUAUUCAAACCAGACACCCAAGUAGAAGGCACUUUGACAUGGAGGAAUUUCCAAAUUCUUAUUGAAAUCCAAUCCUCUUUAUUUCCAAACUUUCUGGAAACUGUGAGCCAUAUCUCGGCUGGUGUAAAUCAGCAUUGCUCCAUUGAACUCAGAGCAACUCCAGUUUAUGCCAGCUGAGGAUCUGGCCUUGCAAUUGCAAGUAACUAAUUGAUCUUGGAUUUCCAAACAGUUGGUGGCUCAAGAAGGCAAAACUCUAUUUAACUCAAAGGGUUCUCAGCCUGGAUCUCAUGAACAGGUGUCGGGAGGCUCUGACAGCAGGCUCUUCUCAUGGGGCUAAAUGGGAGGAGGAUCCAAGCUAAAUCCCAGGGAGAGAUUCUCAGUUCGCAGGGGUGGGAACUGAUAUGGAAAAGGAAUCAUGCUGUAGCAAAGGUUGAGAACCUGCUGCUUUAACUCAUUGAUUAAAAAAAUCAUGUAUGUUAAUAUGCCUUAUUAAAUGUGGUUAUCAACAUAACAUAUA
This is a messenger RNA of Malaclemys terrapin pileata, 2592 nucleotides long. RefSeq lists its product as uncharacterized. NCBI's taxonomy places the organism in Eukaryota, Metazoa, Chordata, Testudines, Emydidae. The transcript is spliced from 5 exons. The record is from RefSeq and is a predicted model, not a curated record. The coding region runs from base 801 to 1415 and encodes 204 amino acids.